This is a messenger RNA of Amphibalanus amphitrite, 1242 nucleotides long. Its product is annotated as carbonic anhydrase 2-like. Bases 133 to 999 code for a protein of 288 amino acids. Gene Ontology annotation, molecular function: zinc ion binding; carbonate dehydratase activity. Lineage: Eukaryota; Metazoa; Arthropoda; Thecostraca; Balanomorpha; Balanidae. The transcript has a single exon. The record is from RefSeq and is a predicted model, not a curated record.
CCGACCGGUCGCCGACGGGUCCAUAAAGGGCCGAGCGGCGCGGCGCGGGUCCAGUGCGGCAGGCCGCCAACUCCCGUCACCAGCGGACCAACUGUGGUAACCGGCUACCGCGCCAGCGGCACAGCACCAACCAUGAUGCCCUGGUGGCUAGUCAUGAUCUUCCUCAAGUAUUCGACCAAGGCGCCCAACAGCUCGUUCGACUACAGCGACCCGAACACGUGGGCCACCUCGUUCCCCAUGUGCGGUGGCCCGAUGCAGUCUCCGGUGGAGCUCACUGCCGGCCGGGUUGCAUUCACUCGGACGCCCAAGCUUCGAUUUGCUCAGGGGCUGAAGGACGGAAAAAUUGAAGCCAUGAAUACCGGACAUGAGAUCAAGCUGAAGUUGAUGCCGAAGGACAGGAAUGAGCCGCUGCUGCAGCUCAUUUCAAACACCAAGCCCAUGAACGGCGUCUACACGUUCGCGCAGAUGCAUUUCCACUGGGGUCCUGGAGGUCAGCACAGCGGUUCGGAGCACUGCGUCGGACACAAGUACACCGAAGCGGAGGCUCACUUCGUGUUCUUCAACAGCCGCUACGGCGGCUUCAAGGAGGCGGUGCGCCACUUUGACGGUCUGCUGGUGAUCGGAGUGAUGCUGCGCGGCGCGCAGCAGCCAGGCGGCCUCGCGUUCCCGACGCUGGGUCUUGAGAACAAGCUGGACACCAUCGACCUGCCCGGUAACCGUCUGACCAUGUCGGCCGACCUCACCUACUUCAAGACGCUGCUGCAGCACGCGGUCGGCAACUUCUACAGCUACCACGGCAGCCUGACCACGCCGCCGUGCAACCCGGUCGUCACCUGGAUGGUGGCGGCCAAGCCGGUGGAUGUGAGCAGCACCUUCCUCGAGCGGCUGAGGACAGAGAUCUUCGAGGACGCCGACGGCACCCGGCCUCUGGUCAACAACUGCAGGCCAACGCAGGGCCGAAGCGGACGCACCAUCACCAAGCACAUCAGCAUCGGAUAAGGCCGCAAGUCACUCAGCGGCGAACGGACUUUUGUGAGCUGUGUUAUGUGCAAUGGCUGGACCAAGUGCCUGGGACGCUUUCGGCAGGCGUCGGGACUGAAGUAUUCUCAUUCGCUCGUUCGAUUUGCUGGUCAAAUCCGCCGAGGGAUCUGCAUGGCUCGUCUCACUGUCUGUGUAUGCUGGCGUACACAGGUGCAGUGCGGGUCAGCGUGUGUGUAUAGAAAUACAGAGCUCAUGGGCUGG